Salvelinus fontinalis (brook trout) is the source of this 2677-nucleotide messenger RNA. RefSeq names its product RAB33A, member RAS oncogene family (gene rab33a). Gene Ontology annotation, biological process: Rab protein signal transduction. Gene Ontology annotation, cellular component: endosome; Golgi apparatus. NCBI's taxonomy places the organism in Eukaryota, Metazoa, Chordata, Actinopteri, Salmoniformes, Salmonidae. Bases 91 to 810 code for a protein of 239 amino acids. The transcript has 2 exons. Gene Ontology annotation, molecular function: GTP binding; GTPase activity. The record is from RefSeq and is a predicted model, not a curated record.
GGAGUGGGUCGCUGUUGUUGCGGUGCCUGACUCCCCCACCUUCCCCCAUCCGCGAGACCAGUGCACAACUGUGUACAUCAUCUUAGCGUAAUGGCAAAUGAAUCUUUUGAAAAUGAGGGAGGUACCGGUUCGAGAAACUCAAGAAAUACAAAUUUCACAUCAUCUGUGGAUCUCAGCACGUCCUUAGAUUCAAGUGUUCAGACUCGAAUAUUUAAAAUAAUUGUAAUCGGGGAUUCAAAUGUAGGGAAGACCUGCUUAACCUUCCGCUUCACUGGGGGAAGCUUUCCCGAGAAGACUGAGGCGACAAUCGGUGUGGAUUUCAGGGAGAAAGCUGUGGAAAUAGAGGGCGAAAAAAUAAAGGUGCAGGUGUGGGACACUGCAGGACAGGAGCGCUUCAGGAAGAGCAUGGUAGAACACUACUACCGCAAUGUGCAUGCUGUCGUUUUCGUUUACGACGUCACCAAGAUGGCCUCAUUCCAGAACCUGAAGACGUGGAUCCAGGAGUGCAACGGGCACCGUGUCUCACCCACUGUGCCUCGGGUACUGGUGGGUAACAAGUGUGACCUGGUUAGUCAUAUCCAAGUACCCUCCAACACUGCCCUCAAGUUUGCAGACGCCCACAACAUGCUACUGUUUGAGACCUCGGCGAAGGACCCCAAGGAGAGCCAAAAUGUGGACUCCAUUUUCAUGUGCCUGGCAUGUCGGCUGAAAGCCCAGAAGUCCCUGCUGUACAGGGAUGUUGAGAGGGAGGAUGGAAGGGUUAGGCUUUCACAAGAGACAGAUGUUAAUAAGAGUAACUGCCCUUGUUGAGGCUCCUCCACUCUGCAAUUAUUCCUUAUCUCCUUUUAAUACUGCUGUGACUUGAAUUGAACAAUUUAACAUAAACAACGUAAGGCAAAGAUACUGUUCUAAUGUUAACAUUUCUUGAAAGAAUGUGCCUGCAGUUAUUUCAAUUUCUUCUUAAAAAUGAUAAUAGUGUUUUGCUGUCUGUCUGUCUGACCCUCUCUUGUUUUACUCUCUUUCUUUGAUAUGUUAUCAUUAUCACAUUCUGUAAUAAUGGCCUUAAGUCAAGAGAGAUCAUCCAGUGGUGUUUGUAAAGUAUGUUUAUUUAUUUUGUAUUUGAGUUGUACAUGUCUGUACAUGUCUGCUGUCAGUAUUAUCAUGUCUGUACAUGUCUGCUGUCAGUAUUAUCAUGUCUGUACAUGUCUGCUGUCAGUAUUAUCAUGUAUGUACAUGUCUGCUGUCAGUAUUAUCAUGUAUGUACAUGUCUGCUGUCAGUAUUAUCAUGUAUGUACAUGUCUGCUGUCAGUAUUAUCAUGUAUGUACAUGUCUGCUGUCAGUAUUAUCAUGUAUGUACAUGUCUGCUGUCAGUAUUAUCAUGUCUGUACAUGUCUGCUGUCAGUAUUAUCAUGUCUGUACAUGUCUGCUGUCAGUAUUAUCAUGUAUGUACAUGUCUGCUGUCAGUAUUAUCAUGUAUGUACAUGUCUGCUGUCAGUAUUAUCAUGUAUGUACAUGUCUGCUGUCAGUAUUAUCAUGUCUGCAUGUCUGCUGUCAGUAUUAUCAUGUAUGUACAUGUCUGCUGUCAGUAUUAUCAUGUAUGUACAUGUCUGCUGUCAGUAUUAUCAUGUAUGUACAUGUCUGCUGUCAGUAUUAUCAUGUAUGUACAUGUCUGCUGUCAGUAUUAUCAUGUCUGUACAUGUCUGCUGUCAGUAUUAUCAUGUCUGUACAUGUCUGCUGUCAGUAUUAUCAUGUAUGUACAUGUCUGCUGUCAGUAUUAUCAUGUAUGUACAUGUCUGCUGUCAGUAUUAUCAUGUAUGUACAUGUCUGCUGUCAGUAUUAUCAUGUAUGUACAUGUCUGCUGUCAGUAUUAUCAUGUCUGUACAUGUCUGCUGUCAGUAUUAUCAUGUAUGUACAUGUCUGCUGUCAGUAUUAUCAUGUAUGUACAUGUCUGCUGUCAGUAUUAUCAUGUCUGUACAUGUCUGCUGUCAGUAUUAUCAUGUAUGUACAUGUCUGCUGUCAGUAUUAUCAUGUAUGUGCAUGUCUGCUGUCAGUAUUAUCAUGUAUGUGCAUGUCUGCUGUCAGUAUUAUCAUGUAUGUACAUGUCUGCUGUCAGUAUUAUCAUGUAUGUACAUGUCUGCUGUCAGUAUUAUCAUGUAUGUACAUGUCUGCUGUCAGUAUUAUCAUGUCUGUACAUGUCUGCUGUCAGUAUUAUCAUGUCUGUACAUGUCUGCUGUCAGUACUAUCAUGUAUGUACAUGUUUGCUGUCAGUAUUAUUGUUUCAUGCAAUAUACUUGUGUGUAACAUGAAUGUCACAAUCUCACAAAGGGACUUUCAUAAUGACUAUUUGGGCUUCACACUGACGUACUGUAUAUGUGCUGCAAUCGUUUUACAUUUGUUCAGUAUAUUGUUUGUGUUUUUUAACUAUAUUUUAAGAAAUAUCCGCUAAUAAUCCUUCACAUUGAAUUGUCAUAACCAUAAUGCAGAGGAUGGACAGGCAACGAUGCUAGUUAGCCCAAUACCCUCCCCCACCCCACCAGGGGUUUCUCUGGCAUCAGGUCUGCUAUUUCUGCUUUCUGUUUUCUCUCCAUUGAUCAUCAUCAUAUUUCUGAUCGUCAUCAAAACAUGCAAUUUGUGACCGUUUCCUGUCUUUGCCUCAAAAUUAAAUAUUCAACAAAUA